CACUUUCCCCGACUAUCUCCAUCUCUUCAUCAAAUCCCCACACAAAAUCUAGGGUUUCUGCGUAAUUCUGCAAUUCUCCCACCGCCGUCCCGGCUCCGGUGAGUGUGAUUUGUGAUGCCGAGGGCAAAGCUUAUACUCAUAUGCCAGUGUGGCGGGGAAUUCACGAAACAUGAUGAUGGCACCAUGUCAUACAGCGGUGGAGAUGCCCACGCUGUGGAGAUCAACAGAGACACUAACUUUGAUGAUCUCAAGCUGAGGGUUGCAGAAACCUGUAACUUAGAGCUUCAAUCUGUCGGUAUGAAGUAUUUCAUCCCGGGGAUGACCAGGACCCUGAUCACAUUGUCCAAUGAUAAGGAUUUCAAUACCAUGUAUGAUUUCUAUGGCGAAUCGAUCACCGCGGACAUCUAUGUCACGGGUACUCUAGGUUUCGUUCAGUCAACUACGACGCCAUCCCCUAAGAAGCUUCCUGCGCCCGCCUCUUUUGGACUUAUGGUUAAAUCACCGCCUGCAACAACUGGGAGGCGUAAGAGGGCAGCAUCUAAACCUAAAUCAAAAGCAAAAUCAAGAUCAAAAUCAGCUGCUGCUGAUAGUCCGAGUGCUAGUAGCUACACUACAUCACCUAGCAGUGAUUCUGAUGAUUCUUCUUCUUCAGAUCAUCCUUCACCCGACACUGAAUCAGCUGGAAUGGAAACACCACAGAGUCCUUCCAGUAAAGUUGUUGAUGUCCCAAUUUCAUUUGAUCUAGCUGCUACCCCUGCUGAUACGGUGAAGAAGAGAAGGCGCACUGCUUCAUGGAAAAUUGGUGCUAAUGGUCGAAUGACAAUUGGUUCUUCUGCUAACGAGGGGGAUACGAGUAUGACUGCAUCGUGUAUUAAGACCAUUAGGAAUCUGGAUCCUUCAGUUGGCGGGAGUGGUACUGAAUUGAUGGUUAUAGAUGAACAUACGAGAGACGGUUCAUUGGACCAGUUGGUGGCCACUUGGAGAGAUGGAAUAACUGGUGUAGGUCAGGAAUUCGAGAGUGUGGUCAAGUUCCGUGAUGUCCUACAGAAGUACGCCAUUGCACAUCGUUUCGGAUAUAAGCUAAAGAAGAACGACUCAAAUCGAGUCAGUGCAGUUUGUGCUGCCAGAGCUUGUUACUGGAAGAUUCAUGCCUCGUGGGUCCCUAAUGAUGGAGUUUUACGUAUCAAGAAAAUGGAUGAACCACACACAUGUGGGGAGGACUCUUGGAAGUCGGUUCAUGCAUCAAAAAAUUGGCUGGUGAAUGUUAUCAAGGAGAGACUCAGAGAGAGCCCACAUCACAAACCGAAAGAAAUCUCUAAUGGAAUAUUUAGAGACUUUGGGAUUGAGCCGAACUAUGCUCAAGUUCGACGUGCAAUCGAACAUGCUCGUGUGGAAAUGUUGGGUUCAUACACAGAGGCAUAUAAGAAGCUCCCCUGGUAUUGUGAGAGACUACAGGAAGCAAAUCCCGGUAGCUCCACAAACCUUGUCGUUGAUAAUGAGAGCAAUAAAUUCCAACGCCUUUUCAUAUCCUAUCGUGCAUUGGUAGAAGGUUUCCAGAAUGGUUGUCGCCCAGUUCUUUACCUCGACUCGACCCCUUUGAGAUCGAAGCACCAUGAAAUUUUGUUGACAGCUAGUGCAUUAGAUGGAGAUGAUGGAAUCUUUCCUGUUUCAUACGCGAUCGUAGAUAUAGAGAAUAAAGACAGCUGGCAAUGGUUUUUGGAUCAGUUGAGGUCUGCGAUUUCGAGUUCAGAGCCGAUAACUUUUGUCUCUGACAAGGAGAAGGAGCUGAGAGAGUCGGUGCUCGAAGUAUUUACUGGUUCUUACCAUCGUUAUUCACUAUAUCACUUGCUGGAAGAGUUCAAGAGAAAUCUCAAGGGCCCAUUUCAUGGAGACGGCAGACCAUCUCUGCCUGUAAACAUGUUAGCUGCUGCAUGCACUCGCCGGCUUGAAACCUUCAACAUGCUCCUGGAACGUAUCAAAGAUGUCUCUGUAAAAGCUCAUGAGUGGCUUGUCCAGAUUGACCCUGAAAAUUGGGCGAGUUCGCAUUUUAAAGGUGAGCAGUACACUCCGGAGAAACCGGACACAUUCAACACUGCAGAGUUCUACUCAAAGUGGAUCGACGAAGUGUGGGAGAUGCCGAUUACAAUGAAGCUAGAAGCGAUAAGAGGGAAGAUAAUGGAGUUGAUGCAGAGUCGUAAAACCGAAUCAGACGGCUGGACGACUACUAUGAGAAUAACUCCUUCCAAGGAGAAGAAGCUUCAGGAGGAAGGGACGAGAGCUCGAUCUUACAAGGUGCUAUUCUCGAAUGGAAUCCUGUUCGAGGUUCAUGACCGUUUGAUCAAUGUCGUGGAUACGCACUCAAGGAAGUGCACAUGUAUGGAGUGGGUCGUGAAUGAGUUUCCAUGCUGCCAUGCGAUUGCUGUCUCUAUUCGAACUGGACAUGUGGCGUAUGAUUAUUGCUCGCAGUACUUCUCAGUCGAGAGGUAUCGUGCGACUUACUCUGGGUCAAUAAAUCCUGUUACGGACCCUUACAGUCCUCCGGAGGAAGAAGACGAUGAGGAGACUACUGAGUCUACUGCGGUUGUGCUUCCUCCUACAACGCCAAGGCCUCCACCUUUGCCUAAGGAGAGGUAUUACAAAAGGAGAGGGGAACUGAAGAGGAUAAUCCUGUGUACAAGGUGCAAAGGAGAAGGGCAUAAUAAGGCUACUUGUAAGGAGCCUCCUGAGGAGGAGGAAGUGAAGGUGCUUGAUGCAGCCGAGCAGCCAGAAGAACUACACCAGCUGGAAGGACCUGACCAGGGAGAAGAACCUACGGAGAAAGGUGAACAGAAGAAAACUUUGUGCACUAGUUGCAACGGAGAGGGACACAAUAAAGCCACCUGCAAGGAGCAUUUGUUACUAAUUGAGGACGCGAACGAAGUCGAAUCAUAGAAGAUAAUAAUUUCAUGCCUGGGGUUACCCUUGUAUCAUUGCUCUGUACAGUUUUCAUGUUCUGAAUCAGAAUUCGGUAACUGUUGAGUAGUAGUUUCAAUUGCUUGACUGAGGAAUGCGCAGCUUAUCUGUUGUUCGAUUGACUUGCUGUGAUGGCAGUUGCAGGAUUGUGGGCUAGCUUUAAAGUAAUGAAAGAAUUGAAUAUGUUUCAUUGCGUUUCACUCAAUUGGAUUGCUGCUUAAAGAGAGGCCUACAGCCCCGAUUGUCGCUCUGCUGCGUCUGGUAUCCC
This is a messenger RNA of Linum tenue, 3220 nucleotides long. NCBI's taxonomy places the organism in Eukaryota, Viridiplantae, Streptophyta, Magnoliopsida, Malpighiales, Linaceae. The record is from the annotation of a GenBank genome assembly.